AUGUGGGGAGAACCCAUUUUAUUAAAUCAAGACACGAGCAUUUUGUUCUUAGAUACAGAAGGACUUGGUAGCACGGAUCGGGAAGAAACGCAUGAUACGCGUAUUUUUGCUUUAGCAAUACUAUUAGCAUCAAACUUUGUAUACAAUAGUCGUGGAGUGAUUGAUAAUCAUGCGAUUGAAGACCUUUCACUUGUGGUUCAUUUAUCAAAACAUAUUCAGACCACAUCCUCCACUUUAAAGGACAUGGCAAAGAAUGGUAAACAGUUACAUGAAUUCUUUCCCACUUUUAUGUGGGUUGUACGUGAUUUUACACUUCAAUUGAUGGAUAAUGGCAAACCAAUCUCAUCAAAACAAUAUCUGGAAAGUGCUUUACAACCAACGGGAGGAUACAGCGAUGAUGCAGUCAAGAUCGACGAGAUUCGAGCGCUCUUGAGCGACUUUUUUCGACAUCGAGAUUGUGUCACGUUGGUACGACCUGUAAACGAUGAACAAAAGCUACGGAAUUUGCCUCAAGUGCCGUAUGAUGAGCUAAGAGAUGAGUUUCGAUUAAACUUCGAAGGUCUCUGCAAGAGGCUGUUUGACAAAGCAAAACCCAAGACAAUGUUUGGCAAAUCACUGAAUGGAGCUAUGUUUGUCAACUUGGCGGAAUCGUAUGUCGAGGCACUGAAUAGCGGUAAGGCGCCAGUGAUCUCCAGUGCCUGGAAUCGCGUCGUUCAGGUGCAAUGUUGUGAUGCACUGGAAGACGCUAUCAAUUGCUACAAAGCGGAGAUGGAUGCAAGAGUACGCAUCUAUGUGUCACCUGACCAAUUUGAGGGAGAUGCUAGAUUUGAAGUUACUGGUGACGAAAGAAGUGCCUCAAAUGCUGGACUUGAAGUGUUGGACAAUGACCAGAAAAGUAAAGCUGUGUUCGACGAAUACGGAAACCUGCAAACCGUGACAUUGCGACCAGAGUUGAAGAUGCAGGAUUUGAUGGACGAUGUAGAAAAUGCGACGGCGACGGAGCACGAGAUGAUUGAAAUCAUGGAAAAGGAUGGCGACGUACAAGCUGAGGCUGCUGCACAACGUGUGGAACGCACUCGACUGCCUUGCCCUGAAGAAAGACUUCUAAGUGUACAUCGUCUGUGUAAGAAAUUGGCCAAGAAGAAGUUGCGUGAGAUUGUCGAUGGCGCUGAUGCUGCAGCUGGUGGAGGCGAUGACUAUAUGGAUCAAUUUCGCGUAGCGGUAGCUGCUGUGUUCGAAUCGUAUUGUCAACAGAAUGCUGCAGCAUCAAUGUCAUAUUGCCGGCACUUGUUUACCGUAUUAAGUCGGCCAGAAACCGAGUAUCCGACCCAUUCCGAGCAACACAGCUCGCAAUCGGCCAUGGAGCUUUAUUGCGAAACACAGAACUUUUUGCAGAACGACCUGAGUGUGGUACAUAAGAGAUAUUUUGCUCGUGCUGUUGGCCCGUCAGCUGAUGCCGCGUACUGUGAGUUUGUCAGCCAGCACGUUCUCCUUCAGACAAUCCAACGCACGGAAAUGGCAAAUGCAGCACAUAUGGCAGAGAUUCGCGCACUGGAAAAGAAGAUGAACGAUUUGAGCGUAAAGGUAGCAGUGGCGCAAGGACAAGCAGGUGCAAUGCAGGAGCUUUCUACUCAGCAACAGCAGAAAUGCGAGCUGGGAGUAAAGGAGGCUGAGCAACGCUGUGCGGCCGAGCUCGCGGCACUUCGCUCUACGCUGGAGUUUAAGACCAAUGAACUGGAGCACAUUUUGAAUCAUAAUGCCACUAUGAAGCGCCUGGCAGAUACAGCACAGCAGGGCCAGUACCGUGCCACAGAGGUUGCAUCCUCUGCUUGUGCGCAAAUACUAUGCGGGUACCUUAUUAAGCAAUACAUGGCUCCAGGUGCUGGUGGAUCAGCCCGUGCUAAGUGGCAGCAGCGGUACUUUGUCCUACAAGGACCACAACUAAGCUUGUAUGACACUAAAGAGGACUACGAGCGUUGUCGCUCGGACAAUUUGCCCAUGGAUGUUACAGGUGCGAUCAUUGACGAUAAUAAUGCUGUUCCAGAAGCUUUCAGUGUCUCCUUUCGCGACAGAAAAUACCAUCCGUUGCAGCUUCACGCCAAGUCCCGCGAAAGGAAGCAGGAGUGGGUGAGCAGUCUGCGUGCUGCUGCUGGUGAUGGUGGUCGAGCUGCAGCACAGGGUGGUGCGGCUAGCCGUGUUUCCUCAAGCACGUCAAUUGAGUCUUCAGCCUACGACGAUACUAACCAUUUAACUUCAUCAGCAUACCGGGGAGGAAAAACGGCGCCUCCGAGCUAUGCAGAAUCGGCAUCUUCGGCCUAUCGAGUAGAAGAUGUAAGGGGAAAUGCUAAUGGAAGCGUUUCCUCGGACAUGUAUGAACCUACAGGUGGAGCUGGUGGUAGCCGAUACAUGCAAAUGUAG
Messenger RNA from Peronospora belbahrii, 2418 nucleotides. The record is from the annotation of a GenBank genome assembly. NCBI's taxonomy places the organism in Eukaryota, Oomycota, Peronosporomycetes, Peronosporales, Peronosporaceae.